Molecule: messenger RNA, 1215 nt
Organism: Rodentolepis nana
Lineage: Eukaryota; Metazoa; Platyhelminthes; Cestoda; Cyclophyllidea; Hymenolepididae
Source: the annotation of a GenBank genome assembly
AUGUGGCUAACUAGACGUCUGUUAGCACUACCAGUAAGAGCAACCGAGAAGUUUGCCAAAUACGCAUCUUUUAGCCCAACUCCGCUUUCUUUAAAAACAUUAGCAGCUUUCGGUAAAAGUCCGAGUUCAGAAAUUGCAAAGUCCACCAACUUUCUAAGAUUAGAGUUGCCUGUUCGGUUUGCUAAUAUUUUACAGGAGUUACAUCUUUUGCCUAAAAAGUUAUUAGAAACACCCUCAGCAUUUUUGGUCACUAGUUGGUAUGAAGAAACUUUUAUGGAUCUUAUCAGCUUUGAGGAUAAAGAUUUAACCGCAAAAGAUUGCGAUGACUUUCUCGUUGUUCUAGACACGGCUCUUUCCAGGCACGCGACUGUUGUCGAAACCAUGGCUUCAGGCGUAAUGGAAAUGAGAGAAAAGCACGGCGAGGAUCCGGUUAUAAAUAAUCAGCUGCAAUAUUUUCUCGAUCGACUUUUCUUGAUGCGUAUUAGCAUCCGUAUGCUCGCUAGUCAACACUUGCUUGUAUUCGGUCCCGAAUUGAAUAAACACCAUCGAUUUGUCGGCUGCAUUGACCAGCACUGCAACGUUGUUCACAUACUCCAAGACGCCUAUGAUGACGCCAAAUUGCUCUGUGACCACUACUACGCCGACUCGCCUGAGUUGAAGAUCAGCCUCUCAAAUGAUGUCAACGGAGUUAUUGAAUUCGUCUAUAAUGCAAUGCGAGCAGUGGUGGAGAAGGGACUGAAGCACAAAGAUGACGAUUAUGCACCAAUUGAAGUUCUCAUUGUCAAAGGCGAGCACAACGUCACAAUUAGGGUCUCAGAUCAGGGCGGAGGAUUUCCACGAGCUCUGAACGAUCAGCUGUUCAAGUACACCUACACCACUGGAGGAUCACGAACAGGUCGAAGUGAGUCGCAUCUCUCCCCCUCAGCGGGAUACGCGCCAAUUGCUGGCUAUGGCUACGGCCUACCCCUCUCACGGCUCUAUGCGCGCUAUCUCCAUGGUGACUUGAGUCUAUCUGGGGCGGAGGGCUAUGGCACAGAGGCCUUCGUGUAUUUGAUGAGUCAAGCCGCUGACGCAGACGAAUACCUCCCCGUUUUCAACCGCACCUCCGCGCGCCACUACGAGUCUGUGGGUAUUCCCAUUGAUGACUGGAUCCACCGCACAGGCAGCCCCACUCACGAGAAACGCCAACAGCAGCAGCAGCAACACACCUCUUAG